This is a messenger RNA of Alternaria atra, 1047 nucleotides long. RefSeq lists its product as uncharacterized. The transcript has 2 exons. NCBI's taxonomy places the organism in Eukaryota, Fungi, Ascomycota, Dothideomycetes, Pleosporales, Pleosporaceae. Bases 1 to 1047 code for a protein of 348 amino acids. The record is from RefSeq and is a predicted model, not a curated record. Gene Ontology annotation, molecular function: phenylpyruvate tautomerase activity.
AUGUCACGCCCAUCGUCCACCUCGACGUACUCUGGCACCAAUGCAUUUCCCAAACAGGCAGGCACUGCCCUACUAUCACCGGAGAAUGUCGGAGAGCAACUCUCGCCCUCGCCCUCGCAAUUCUCUUUUGCAUCGUCGCCACAGUCAGUUCAAAAUAUCGAGGUUGACUCUCAUGACCGCGCUCGUAGUCCUGUCGUCGAUGGAGUUGGCCCUUUACGGCCCGUGACCUCCCGUUCGCGUGCGCAGUUCUACGAGGACCAAUUCUCAUACAAGGACAGCAUUGCGUCGUCGGCUCGCGAGCGUGUGACCAAGGAUGCGCCCAUUGUAGCCGAGCUGCGGACAAACGUUAUCAUCAAGGACGAAUACACCCUGGUUACCGACCUCUCGCACCACCUCUCGACGCGCUACCAAAGGCCAGAAGCCUCCAUCAUGAUAACGGUCAACCAUUCGGCGUGUCUGCUCCUCGGUGGAUCCUUUGAGCCCACCUACAUGCUCACCAUCAAUGCUCUGCCAGUGCAAUUGCAGCCCACGACCAACAAGCGCAAUGCCUCUCUGAUUCAAACAUUCAUGGCCGAGUCCAUCGGCGUGUCGCCAGAUCGCGGCGUAGUCAAAUUCGUUCCCAUCCCCGAAGAGAGCCUCGCCAUGAACGGCAUGACCGUCUUGGGCGAGAUCGAGCGCUUGGAGCGACAGCAAGCCGACGAGACUGGCAGCAACAUCAAGCGUGCCAUGACUAAGAGCUCGCGCAAAUCCGCACAAAAAGCAAAGAGUAGCAAUAUGCUCUCUCGUGGUCUGUCUAAAGCUGACCAUGGUGCAAGACCAGCCGUCACCUCCAAGGUUUCUCAUGAUGCAUCCCGCGAUUCCGGAAUAGCUGUCAACGAAAAGAUUGACGACAGCAGAAUUGUGAGCAAGAAGUCUGAGCCAUUGCUCUCCAAGUUCGGCAGGAAGCCCUCUACCUCACACCCGGCGCCGCCACCUGUUCCUGCCGACAGGCCUGUCACCCCAGGAGUCAGCAAACGCAAGAGCUUCAUGAACGUCUUCCGCAGAUGA